AUGAUAGCAAAUUGUUGGGAACAACAAUCGGCACAUUUGGACAGUCGUGUAUUGGACAGAGCAAACAACCGGACGGAACUCUACGAAGAUUUGUUAUACUCUAUGAGUAUUGAUCGGCAUUUCAAGGAUAGUAUGGUUGGCUGUCAAGACCAUAACAUACAGACCUAUGAAGGCAUUGUUAAGUUUGUUUUGGCCAACACUACCGCUCAUCUAUAUAUACUCACCAAUGCCUACGACAUAACAGAUUUGGUUCAAUUAACAUAUCAUGGAUCCCAACAAAAACCGUCGACACUCUACACAUUGGAGAUUAAAAAGAGAAAUAUACACUGCAAAGUAAGGAUCAGUCCGGUUGACAAAAAUCGGUUCAAACUAACCGCCCGAUUGGACAACGUAAAGCUCGUCAACAACUAUAUGGAUCUAAUUGGACAGAAAUCGGCGGCACUGAAGGCCGAUAUACUUUACAGUUCAGUGAUAGACAAUCCCGCGAAUACCAUACAAGAGGAGACCAUUAAGCAUACAAUUCACAAAUCAUUCACAACACAACUUAGUUGUCAAAACUUUACGAAAAUCAUCAAAAAUGACUACAAAAGUGAUUAUUCGGUUCAAAUUGGAUUCAGAUUCUGGUUUUAUCCUGUGUUUAACGUUCAAAGACGUGAUCUACUAAUCGGACAACAAAUCGACAAUCAAUUUAAAGGAGAAAGUAUUAUACAGACUGUGGAUCAGACAUAUGAGAUCAAUAAAAAAAUUACAGUCAAUCCAUAUACGAGUGUCGAAGUGACAGCCGUUGUCCAAACGUUCAACAAUAUGAACAACUCAUACACUGCCGAUCUAAUUGUUUCGGGCAUCGGACCGAAAUUCGGAUCAACCGACCAAUUAAAAGGUUUACAAAUCUACGAUAUCCUAUACCGCGACAACAAACUAAACGACAGCCUAUCGAUUAAAAUCGGCAAAAAUACUAUUUCGAUACCCGUCUCGGAUACUAUUGUGGCCACUUUCGCUGUCCGCUCGUACACAACAGUUAGGGAUAUCAGUAAAACCACUACAACAUCACCAACAACAACAACAAGAACUAUCACCACCGUUACCGACAGGACCACCACAACCAACAGUAAUAUACUAGUGCCGACACCAAAUGGAUGGGAUAGCAAUAAAGAUAUAAUUUAUCUAACUGAUAGCGCAUACCAUACCUACACCUACAACUGGCCAUUUAUUAUAAUGAUAGUAUUAUAUUUUAUGGCCUGUCCUAACAAACCGACAUUAAACUAUCCGAUGUUAAUGCCGUACACUGUUGUUGAGUACUGGAUAGUACACCAAUUGGGACAGCCCUACCAUUAA
Molecule: messenger RNA, 1335 nt
Organism: Oppia nitens
Lineage: Eukaryota; Metazoa; Arthropoda; Arachnida; Sarcoptiformes; Oppiidae
Exons: 4
Coding region: 1-1335 (444 amino acids)
Source: RefSeq, a predicted model, not a curated record